AUGGUGGCCGCUGGCUUCCUCUGUGGUCUGACCGGUGUGGAGAACCGAAUUGGACCGCCACCUUCCCCCGUCUCAAACCCAGAAUUCAGCACUGAGUACAGUGAUUGCACAGCUGGCAGGAGCCCACAGAACCCGCAGCGCUGUCCCAACUGCGGGACCUCUCGGAGCUGUGGGGUGGGGGGUGGGGGGGAGUGGGAGGAAGUUGGAAACCAGGUUCCUGUUCCAAUGGAGAUCCGCGCUGAUAGCCACGCCCACCAAAAAUGGAUUGAGAUUUUCUGGGCCACCCAACUGACUCUAAACUGGUUAAGUAGCAGUUUGAAGAAAAUUCGUUCGGUCUCCGAAUUCAAUCCUUUGACGUUCACCAGUGUAAUCGAGUGUGAGAAGCCAAACAAUGACCUGACUAGGUUUCGUGGUUGCAUCAUACACAAUAAUGGGAAGAAGGCUGGACUGUACAAGGAAAACCUGCUGCUGCGAGGGUGUACCAUCAGGAAUACAGAAGCAGUAGUUGGCAUCGUCAUCUAUGCAGGACACGAAACCAAGGCUCUGCUGAACAACAGCGGGCCCCGCUACAAGCGCAGCCAACUUGAGAGGCAGAUGAACUGCGACGUGCUCUGGUGUGUCCUUCUCCUCGUUUGUAUGUCUCUGUUUUCAGCGGUCGGACAUGGAUUGUGGGUACAGCGGUAUCAAGAUAAGAAAGCAUUAUUUGAUGUCCCUGAGUCUGACGGCAGUUCUUUAUCCCCAGUCACAGCAGCAGUUUACUCAUUUUUGACAAUGAUAAUAGUUCUGCAGGUUUUGAUCCCUAUUUCCUUAUAUGUUUCCAUUGAAAUUGUUAAAGUUUGCCAAGUGUACUUCAUUAACCAGGAUAUAGAGUUGUACGAUGAAGAGACAGAUUCUCAGCUGCAGUGUCGGGCUCUGAACAUCACGGAAGACUUAGGGCAGAUACAGUAUAUCUUCUCAGACAAAACUGGCACUUUAACUGAGAAUAAAAUGGUUUUCCGAAGAUGCACAGUGUCUGGCAUAGAAUAUUCUCAUGAUGCAAAUGCCCAGCGUCUGGCCAGAUACCAGGAGGCAGACUCAGAAGAGGAGGAGGUGCCCAGGGGGGGCUCAUCCCAGCGUGGCAGUAUUGGGAGCCACCAGAGUGUCCGGAUCCUACACAGGAGUCAGAGUACAAAGUCCUACUGGCGCACAGGCAGCCGGGCUGAGGCCAAGAGGGCUAGCAUGCUGUCCAAGCACACGGCUUUCAGCAGCCCCAUGGAGAAAGACAUUACACCUGAUCCAAAGCUGUUAGAGAAGGUGAGCGAGUGUGACAGGUACCUGGCCAUAUCAAGGCACCAGGAGCACCCUCUGGCCCAACUCUCUCCAGAGCUGUCUGACGUCUUUGAUUUCUUCAUUGCGCUUACCAUCUGCAAUACAGUAGUGGUCACAUCCCCGGAUCAGCCACGACAGAAGGUGAGGGUAAGGUUUGAGCUGAAAUCUCCAGUGAAGACAAUAGAAGAUUUCCUCCGGAGGUUCACGCCCAGCCGCCUGACCUCUGGCUGCAGCAGCAUCGGGAGCCUGGCUACCACCAAGUCCAGCCACAAAUCAGGGUGCAGCUUCAUGUCCACUCUGUCCAACGACAGCAUGCUUUUGAGGCUGGAGGAGAGGCUGGGCCAGCCCACACCAGCCAUUGCCAGCAAUGGCUACAGCACCCCCGCAGACAGCUGGGAACCCAACUCCCCCCAGGAGCCUCAGCCAAAGCAGGAGCUGAGGUUUGAGGCCGAGAGCCCAGACGAGGCAGCACUGGUGUAUGCGGCCAAGGCCUACAACUGUGCACUGGUGGAUCGGCUACAUGACCAGGUGUCAGUGGAGCUGCCCCACCUAGGAAGGCUCACUUUUGAACUCCUGCACACGCUCGGCUUUGACUCCAUUCGCAAGAGGAUGUCUGUGGUGAUCCGGCACCCACUCACCGAUGAGAUCAAUGUCUACACCAAGGGGGCUGACUCAGUAGUCAUGGAUCUCCUGCUGCCCUGCUCCUCAGAUGACGCCAGAGGAAAGCAUCAAAACAAGAUCCGAAGCAAAACACAGAAUUACCUCAACCUGUAUGCAAUGGAAGGCCUGCGUACCUUGUGCAUCGCCAAGAGGGUUCUGAGCAAAGAAGAGUAUGCCUGUUGGUUGCAAAGCCACUUAGAAGCAGAAUCAUCUGUGGACAACCGAGAGGAGCUCCUUUUCCAAUCUGCCAUUCGCCUUGAGACGAAUCUGCAUCUAUUGGGUGCCACAGGAAUCGAAGACCGCCUACAGGAUGGAGUCCCUGAAACUAUCACUAAAUUGCGUCAAGCAGGCCUACAGAUUUGGGUUCUCACUGGUGACAAACAAGAAACAGCCAUUAACAUUGCAUAUGCCUGCAAACUUCUGGACCAUGAUGAAGAAGUCAUCACGCUAAACGCCGAAUCCCAGGAAGCCUGUGCAGCCCUGCUGGAUCAGUGUCUGCACCACGUGCAGUCCAGGGGUUCCCACAGGCCCCCUGAGAAGACCGAAAGCUCUGUGAAUGUGGGAUUCUCCCCUCUGUACCUGGCCUCCACCACACCCACUGUCUCUGGCCCCAGCCCAAGCCUUGUGAUUGAUGGAAGAAGUUUGGCCUAUGCCCUUGAGAAAAACCUGGAGGACAAAUUUCUUUUCCUCGCCAAGCAGUGCCGCUCAGUUCUCUGCUGUCGGUCAACCCCUCUGCAGAAAAGUAUGGUGGUAAAGCUGGUCAGAAGCAAGCUGAAGGCCAUGACCCUGGCAAUAGGUGAUGGAGCCAAUGAUGUCAGCAUGAUCCAGGUGGCAGACGUGGGUGUGGGCAUAUCAGGCCAGGAGGGCAUGCAGGCAGUGAUGGCCAGUGACUUUGCAGUGCCAAGAUUCCGAUACUUGGAGAGACUCUUAAUUGUCCAUGGACAUUGGUGCUACUCCCGACUGGCCAACAUGGUGCUGUAUUUCUUCUACAAAAACACAAUGUUCGUGGGCCUCCUGUUUUGGUUCCAGUUUUACUGUGGUUUCUCUGCAUCUGCAAUGAUUGACCAAUGGUAUCUAAUCUUCUUUAAUCUACUAUUCUCGUCACUUCCCCAGCUUGUGACUGGGGUGCUGGACAAGGAUGUACCAGCCCAUGUGCUGCUUUUGAAGCCACAGCUCUACAAGAGUGGCCAGAAUAUGGAGGAAUAUCGGCCACGUGCCUUCUGGUUAAACAUGGUUGAUGCUGCCUUCCAGAGCUUGGUUUGUUUUUUCAUUCCUUACCUGGCCUACUAUGACUCAGAUGUGGACAUGUUUACUUGGGGAACCCCCAUCACAGCAAUCGCACUGUUCACUUUCCUGCUGCACCUGGGUAUUGAAACCAGAACCUGGACCUGGCUCAACUGGACAGCUUGUGUCUUUAGUAUCUUUUUAUUUUUCACCGUGGCUUUGAUUUACAAUGCUUCCUGUGCAACAUGUUAUCCUCCAUCUAACCCUUAUUGGACCAUGCACACAUUACUGGGAGACCCCGUGUUCUACUUGAUUUGCCUCAUAGCACCUAUCACUGCAUUGCUGCCCAGAUUGUUUUUCAAAGCCCUCCAGGGGAGCCUCUUCCCAACCCAACUUCAGCUGGCACGCCAGUCAGCCAAGAAAUUUCCCAAGAAACCCAAAACUCCCAAAGAAAUCUUAGUUCAGAAACAUUUCCCUGGAGACCCAAAAACAGAGCUCUCGGAAGGGAUGACCAUGAGUCCCUCCGAGACCCUCUCCAAGGACUGUGCCUCAGAAGCUUCUCAGAACACACAGCAGCCAUCCUGCUCCCUAAAGACCAGCAGGGAGCUCAGCACAGUGGACAUAAGCAUGCCAUUGAGAGAGGACACCAUGCAGGAGGGACUGGAUGCUCAGGCCCCGGGAUCCUCCAGGCCAGUGGAGGCUGUUUUAGAAGCAUGUCCUGAGGACUCCAAGAGGAAACCCACCAGUACCAGCCAGGAACCCCCUCUAUCGUCCCUCUUCAACCUGCCCAGUUUCGGUUCACCCAACUGGAUCUCCUCCCUCUCAAUGGUCGGUGGGCUGGGAAGUGUCUUCCAGUUCUCCAGAAGUAGUUUACACAUGGACAAGCAGGAUGGAGAGUUCCUGCCCAGCCCCCCACAGCCAGAUCAGGACUUACAUGGCUUACAGGGACAGGACACAGACUACUUCUAGGAUCACCUUCAAGGGACAGCAGCAGAACGUCACAGUGAAAACCUUGAAAUGGCCUUUUAUAUAUAUAUAACGUAGAUAUUAAUAUUAUUUAUGUUUAUUAUUUGCACAGAAGAGUUCUAGGGAGAUAUAUUUUUAAAUGUUUCCAAGGUUAACACAGGAAAC
Urocitellus parryii (Arctic ground squirrel) is the source of this 4323-nucleotide messenger RNA. Lineage: Eukaryota; Metazoa; Chordata; Mammalia; Rodentia; Sciuridae. The record is from RefSeq and is a predicted model, not a curated record.